Messenger RNA from Marchantia polymorpha subsp. ruderalis, 2453 nucleotides. Lineage: Eukaryota; Viridiplantae; Streptophyta; Marchantiopsida; Marchantiales; Marchantiaceae. The record is from the annotation of a GenBank genome assembly.
CGAAUUGUCCUGGGGAUAAAUGGAGGUACUGGAAGUGAGUAGAGGCCAGCCAACCACUAAGGCUUCCCGAAAUGGUCACUGAGCUGAUCGCCUCCAGUCUGUCGAUGACUUGCAGGUGCUGUGGUCACAGGUGGAUUUCCGAUCGACUUCACGAGUUUUGAGCAUCAAAGUAGAACGAUUGGUCUUAGAGAGAAUGUUGUCGUCGGCGACAGCGAUUUCCACUACCGCGCUUUUAUCAAGCCGGGGGACUCGGUCACUUGGGGUGAGCGUCGUCAGAUGCUCUUCCUCGCCUACCCCCCAGAAUGGUGGUGCGUUGAAGGCGAAAGGGCCAGUAAUAAUCGAGCUGCCACUGGAACAGAUACGCCGCCCUUUGCUUCGCACAAGAAACAAUGAUCCGGAGAAAGUGAAAGAGCUGAUGGCAAGCAUUGCAGAUAUUGGUCUUCAAGAGCCAGUGAGUCUCAGUCUGUAUGAACAAAAUUGGGAUCAGUGUUUGAUUUUUUUAGGGCUAUUUGCAUUUGAAGGGGAUUCUUAUCUAGGAACGAUACAGAUGCCCAGGUUUAGGAAGAUUAUAUCAGUGUCGAAAAUAUUGAAUCUUCUGCUUUUGCAGAUCGAUGUGCUGGAGGUUGAAGGAUUUUAUUACGGGUUUUCCGGUUGCCACCGAUAUGAAGCACAUCAAAGAUUGGGUUUGCCCACCAUACGAUGCAAAGUUCGCAGGGGAACAAAGGAUACAUUGAGACACCAUCUGAGGUGAGAUACCCGCGCAGUACAGUACACGCAACUCGUCUGCACAUUACCAGUUUGAUAUCCUACAAUCAGGAUGGUCUGAUUUGAGAUUCAAAACACGGAAAUUCAACCAUGAAGCUCAUUUACCAGUUUGAUUGGAAAGCACGAAAAACCAUGUAGCUGACAGAACUCUUGAAACGACGGCAACAACAGUGAACUCUUGAUAUAAUUUUUCUAGUUCAGUACCUGAUUCUAUAACAAUAAUGGGUUCCACCGCAAGUUGAGCACACUGAUCCUUAAAAUUGUAGAAUACUGAACCAUGAUGUCGCGAAGUUUGGAAAUUCUAGUGCUCGCACUUUGUAAGCCAGAUGCCAUUCAUCAACAUCUCAAUACGACUUCCUCCGAAAUCUUUGAUGGCUGUAGUACAUGUUAUUAUGUAAGCCGUUAAGGCGAGUUGCAAGGAUAUGUCAAAAGAUCCAUACCUACUUUGCCAGAGUUCCAACUUAUGACUAAGGUUUUAACAGUCUAGUUUUUUGACAGGUCAGCGAGAACUAAUCCGUGAAGGUUUUUAAGUCCUUGCGAUCUGCAUGUUUCACUAUUUGCUCGUGAAAAUUUAGACAAUCACUCAGUUUAUUACUAGAUGCAAGUAUGGGUCAAGGUUAAUAACGGUAUAUGCGUCCUACACAGUUCUGGACAUAUACUCAACACUGGCUUCAAUAGGUACACUUUCAAAAGAGAACCCAACUGAGGCUGUAAAGCACCAGAACAAGAAGGUUUGGAGAAACUUGUACGAGGUCCUGUGUAAAACGCCCCAACGUGUUAUGGGGCCUAAACAACAUGUGUUUAGGUUGAGAGACUAUACGCUAUCGAACUUGUAAGAGAUCUAGGAAUACUUUGAUUGGCAGAGGAAAGGCAAAGUUCGAUACGUUCCUGGACACUCUUGAAGUACAAAGGCAGGUUGUGUUCUCAAACCAACCGUUCGGACGAAAUUUCCAGACAUAUAUAUAUUCUACAAGGGGCUUAUUUCAAACGAGCUCAAUUUGGCACUUUCUAGAUGUGGGGAACAUAGAAAUGUUCUAACUUGUAGUAUGCAUAGGCCAACUAAUGAUAAUAACUAUCCACAAAUGUGCAAUAAUAUGGUGUGUACAUGUCUAGUGCCUGAUACGUCAAAGACACAUACUUAGGUGCUCUCACGAUGGGAUCUGGAAUCUGGUUGUGCACUGAGCAUGCUAGGAAUGUUUACGGGAGCUCCUUUGCAGUCGCUGGCUUGAAUUGGCGAUGCAUGCGGCCCGUCAACAUGAUGAAGGCUGCAACGUGCAGGCAGAGGAUAUACACUACCGUCAGAGACCGCACCAACUUAUUCCUCCAAAAGUGGCUGCCGGCGUGUAGACUGAACGCGUCCAUAGUUCUGGCUACGUUCGCCACGUUAUCGCUAACUGACUUGGAAGCCCUCUGCCGGACUGGGAGACCACGCACUUUUGAUUCAUCUCCACUAUGAUGGCUCGUAGACGGUCGACCGAUCUUAUUCCUCUUCGAAUUUCCAUCCACCGUUCCAGUGGCUUGGAUGUGCCGUCGGGAUUCGUUCAAUUGUUCCAAUCUUAAUUCCAGAGCAUUGCGCUCGUUGGCAAGACUUUCUGCUUGUGCCUGUAUCGAAGCAGAUUACGAACCGAUAUGUGAGGGGGAAUGGUGACCGUUCGCAGAGAAAAGUCCUUGAGACGUGAAGGGGAAAA